CACAAGUUAUAUUCCAUUUUUGUUUGUUGAGCAUCUUCUUUUCUUUCUUGCACUGAAUUGAGUCCAAUACAUUUCUCCAUUCUCAAGCUUUUAUUUCAGUUUCUCACUCUCUCUCUCUUUCAAUUACAAAGAAAAUAAAGAAAGGGAUGGUUGUUGUUUCAAGAGCGUGGAGCUGCAACGUUUCGAUUCGUUUGGUUAUGGUUCCUUCUUCGAUCGGCGAUUAGUCCUCUCACUCUCACUCGUUCCAACUCCAAUGGCUUUCAACUCUUCGCUUCGUCUUCCUUCCUCUUCUCAAUAUUACUCACACUUUUGCUCUGUUAGGUUCAAAUACAGCAAGCUUCACAAUGUUCAUAGCCGAAUAGAUUUGGUGACAACCAAAAAGAGAAAAUGUUGUAUUAGGUCAAUACUGAAUGAUAAUAGACCAAGCAUCAACGACUAUGGAGCUGCUAAAUCUGCAAGGCUGCUCCUUGAAAAGCUGUUUGAGCAAGCACAGAAGCUGGAACAUCAGAUGGCAACUGGGGUCACAGGCGAGUCUUACGGUGGUGAAGAUGCUCAGCUAGCUUACAAUCUUAGCAUGCUUGAGUCGGAUCUUCAGGCUGCACUCAGGGAAUUGAUAAAGAAGGAAGAGCAUCUGCUGGAGAUAGAGAGGAUGGUUAUUUUGGAGAGCACUGAGUUGAAACACACAAAGGAAGAGUUGGAGCAACAGGAGAGGGAAAUUGCGGCUGCUCGCACCAAGUAUGAGAAGCUGGAAGAGGAGAUGAAGGAAGCUAAGACUAACUUGGUUUCUCAAGCAGGUCAGAUGGAGGUACUGAAGCUCCUUCUCAGGGAGCGUGAUCAAGAGGUUGCUACCAUGAAGAGGGCACUGUCCUUGAAGGAGGCAGAAGUGGAGCAAAUGAAGAUUGACUUGGUGAAGAAGAGUGAAGAAGCAGCAACUUUUGAUGCUGAGCUUAAACAGAAAGCUCAACUUUUGAUUGAAACAAAUGAGGUUAUGAACAAACAAAAAAUUGAGCUUCAAGAACUCCAGAAGGCUGUCCAUGUAAAAGAUCAGGAACUUCAGGUUUCGCUGACUCAGAGGAAGUCCGAAGAAGAAAAACUGAAGUCUGCCGAGGCUACCUUGGAGCAGCAGACAAUGGAAUGGUUGUUGGCACAGGAGGAACUUAAGCGGUUGGGAGAGGAUGCUUCUAGACACGCGCAGGAGAGUAAUGAGACUCUGGAAGAUUUCAGAAGGGUGAAGAAGCUUCUCACUGAUGUGAGGUCUGAAUUGGUUUCUUCUCAGCAAUCACUCGCAUCUUCUAGUGUCAUGUCAUACAUGGCAAGUUUGUACGAUGCUCAAGUAGAAGUGGAAAAUGAGCGAGGGAAACUUAGGAUUGCAGAGGCCCGGAACAGAGAACUCGAACGGGAUUUAACUAUGGAAAAGGAGCUUGUGGAGAAGUUACAAGAGGAGCUGAAGAAAGAGGGAACAACUUUGGAGCAGGCAGUUAGAGAAGUUUCUUUCCUUAAACAAGAAUUAGAGAAAAAAAGUACUGAGUUUAAUGAAACAACUGCCAUUCUUCAUGCUAAAGAAACGGAGCUCGUUGAUGCUAAGAUGGAAAUCCAGCAUUUCAAAUCUGAAAAGGCUUCUCUUCAGGCUAUCUUGGAGGAGAAAGACUUGGAACUUUCCAAUGCUAGGAAGACGUUGGCAGAAGUAAACAAUGAAAUCUCUGAUCUCAAGCUGCACUUGAGGGACAAAGAAGAACAACUUAUUGAAGCAACCUGUUCACUGAAGGAGAAAGAUGAGCGUGUUAAAACGAUCGAGAACAUAUUAUACGACACAAGCCUGAAAGCUUCCCAGGCUGAAACUGUAGUAGAACAAAUCUUAGAUGUUACAAACAAACUGGUUGCUUCCAUAAAGGAUGAAGAUAUUAACUCAUCAAGAGCACUACAUGAAGAGGGCAGUGAACUACUUGAGCAACUAAUCAAGGAACCGGAUAAUGAAGUGAGGUGGCAGCAAAAACGGCUUGAGAGUGAGCUUCAGUUAACCAAAGACAACUUAAAAGCAAAGGAGAUGGAGGUUCUGGCCGCACACAGGGCUCUAACAAUAAAAGAUGAGGAGCUUAAAAUGACACUUGCAAGGUUGGAUGCAAAGGAGGAAGAGUUAAAGAAAGUAAGGGAAGAGUUAACCGAAGACACAAAUGAUCUCAAAAGGCGGUACGCCUUGACGCAGGAGAAAAUUGGUGAGAAAAGCAUGGAAGAUUUGGCAGUUGAGAGACUUCAGCUGGAAGCAGCUCAGUCGGAAGUUGAAGCUGCCACUAGCGCUAUACAUGAACUCACAGAAAUGAGACGACAACUAUUGACUAAGGCUAUCAGUAUUUACCAAAAGCCUGAUUCGAUGACCGACAUGAACAACACCUGUUUUGCUGAGGUAAAAGAAGGAAUUGCUACACUCUCAGCUAUGACUGAUCAACUUGUGAGGGAGGUAGGUAUUGUUUCUGCAAAAUAAAAAGAGGUAAUGAAAGAACAUGAAGGAGGUUAAGGAGUACUUUUGUAUAUUGUUUUGCCUUUGUGGCCCAAAAAGCCAUGCCAAGGUUUACUUUUUUCUCUUUGGUGGAUCAUACUGUAUUCUCUUGUUUUGCCCAUAAUAUGUACAGAUAUCAAAUAUGUUUGUUGUUCAGUUGUGGAGGUGGAAGCUUAUUUUUGUUGUUCGAGUUUGCAUUCAGACUUAUCUGUUAAACUUGUUUUUAGCCAAACAUAAAUGGGAUGGAGAGGUUUUUUGUUGCUGCU
Messenger RNA from Arachis ipaensis, 2760 nucleotides. RefSeq names its product Myosin heavy chain-related protein. Gene Ontology annotation, biological process: reciprocal meiotic recombination. Lineage: Eukaryota; Viridiplantae; Streptophyta; Magnoliopsida; Fabales; Fabaceae. The record is from RefSeq and is a predicted model, not a curated record.